UUCCUCUUCCCCGAGUUCCAAACGCUGCCUUAAGCGGCCCCUGCAUCAAUUCCUUUCUCUGGAGCCUGGAUUCUCUCAGCAAGGCGGCGUCCACUCCUCCAUUGCCCCAUCUCUACUCUCUCGUUUCUCUCUGAAACGCUUUCUUUCUCUCUUUCCACAUUAUGGCUAUGUUGCCCUCAAUAUGCUCACAAAACUGUACUUCUUGUUUUCCCCAGCCUUAUUAGUCAAAAUCUCCAUACUUUAGUCCCUGUCAAAUGGCAGGCCCCAUUCAUGUUCCCCUUUGCCCAAAUGGGUUUGGCUCGUUUUUGAAUGCAUGGUGACUCUCUUUGGAGUUCACAUCUUAAGCACGAGUAAAUAGCAGGUUUGGUUCUUCAUUCCAUUCCCCCAAUAUGGUUGUACUCGCAGGUCCUACUCUCUUUGGCCUGGUUACUGGAAAAGUGCUUCACAUAUGAUAUUCUGAAGGUGGCUUAGGCUGGGUAGAGAAUUCUUGAUACAAGUAUUCCUUAGCGAAGACAAUGGUUUCCUCUGUCUCACAACCGACCCCCUGGGAACCAGCAAACUAUGAUGAGGUUUCUAUGCAGCAGAGCCUGCUUUUCUCUGAUAGUCUUAAGGAUUUGAAGAAUCUGAGAACGCAGCUAUACUCAGCUGCUGAGUAUUUUGAAUUGUCAUACACCAAUGAUGACCAAAAACAGAUAGUGGUUGAUACAUUGAAAGAUUAUGCUAUCAGAGCCCUUGUGAAUACAGUUGAUCACUUAGGUUCUGUGACAUACAAGGUUAAUGACCUGUUGGAUGAAAAGGUUGAUGAAGUUUCUGGAACUGAGCUUCGGGUGUCUUGCAUUGAACAGAGACUGCGGACGUGCCAAAAGUACAUUGAUCACGAGGGUAUUUCACAGCAGUCAUUAGUCAUAGAUACUCCCAGAUACCAUAAGCGGUACAUCUUACCAGUUGGGGAGACCAUGAAUGGUGCCGUCCGCACAAAAUCGAAAUAUCAAGGGUGUAGCUUGGAUGAUGAAGAUGAGUGGCAUCAAUUUCGAAAUGCUGUUAGAGCUACGAUUAGAGAGACUCCAUCGUCCUUGGUCAGACAAGGUGGUUCUCCAUCGCCUUCUCCACUACCCUUACAGCGAGCUGGAACCUUCUUGUUCACCGGCAGCAUGCCAAGAAAGGAACUUGAUAAGCGCACAGUUUCACCGCAUCGGUUUCCUCUUCUACGUUCCGGGUCUCUGUCCAGUCGGUCAGCGACUCCAAACUCAAGGGCAAGUACCCCAAAUUCGAGCAGGCCGACCACUCCAAACUCGAGACGGUUUCCAUCAGAGCCUCGAAAAUCGGCUUCGAUGCGUUUCCACCAGGAAAACGAGAAGGGCAGUCCGAAAGAGAUGGAGCAGCCACCCAGCAAGAGCAAACGGCUGCUCAAGGCCUUGCUCAGCCGCCGCAAGUCCAAGAAAGAUGACACCCUUUACACCUACUUAGACGAAUACUGAUAACGAAAUUCUCACCUGAAAAAGGAUUAGAAAAAAAAGUUUCCCCAAAGCAGGGCGCUCUGCCCCUGCCUCCUGCUCCAGCAUUCUUGCAUUCUACCCGUUUUCACUCAAUUAUUUUCAGUUUGCUUUCACACUUUCUUAUCUUGUUAUCAUUGUCGAUGUUAAAGAGCACCGGAACGGACCAGCCACUUCACCUGGAACCGUUCUAGUUGCAAGCACAAAAAAGGGAAACUGAGACCCAGUGGCAUGCAUGUCACAAGAGUGAAUCCUUUUUGAUUCUGAUAUAUAAUUUAAACUCGGUACGUAAUCAAUUUUUCUUAAUUGUUAAUUUGUAGCAUAGUGAUGCUUAAUAAAGUUUUAAGCUUAUUAUAAUAUUCUAUGGUGUAUUUUAUUUUUUAAAUUCAAGUUUUAAUUAUUUUUACUUAAUAAAAACAAAUUUCAAUGGCGAGAACAUCCUUCACUAGUAGUAAGGCAUGGGAUACCAAUUUUAUUGAAACUAAAUCUCUACAUUGUCUUGUGUUGUAUAAAUAUCAAUACACUGUUACAAACUCUUGCAGCCGCUCUAGAUUUUUCUAUGAAAAGUACAAUCUGCGGAUAAAUAGUAAAGCCAUAGUUGUAACGCUAUGGUAAAACAUUUAUGUGGAAAUUGCAUAUUAGUACAGAUGAAGUUUAGCUGAAUGCUAAUGGGAGUUUACUGGCAUGGCUGGUCAUGAUUCCAUGGCCUGGCCAAAUUCUUCGAUUGUUCUUGUGGCAAGCGUGAGAACAUCCACAAAAGCACUGAAUGAUGCCCGAAGAAAUCUUGCUUCAACUGCUUCGAAAUGC
Messenger RNA from Diospyros lotus (date-plum), 2300 nucleotides. Its product is annotated as protein ABIL2. The record is from RefSeq and is a predicted model, not a curated record. Lineage: Eukaryota; Viridiplantae; Streptophyta; Magnoliopsida; Ericales; Ebenaceae. The coding region runs from base 516 to 1478 and encodes 320 amino acids. The transcript has 10 exons.